Messenger RNA from Cyprinodon tularosa, 2281 nucleotides. It is a transcript of the gene ptger4b, whose product is annotated as prostaglandin E receptor 4 (subtype EP4) b. Gene Ontology annotation, molecular function: prostaglandin E receptor activity. Gene Ontology annotation, cellular component: plasma membrane. Gene Ontology annotation, biological process: positive regulation of cytosolic calcium ion concentration; cellular response to prostaglandin E stimulus; inflammatory response. The coding region runs from base 320 to 1699 and encodes 459 amino acids. The record is from RefSeq and is a predicted model, not a curated record. Lineage: Eukaryota; Metazoa; Chordata; Actinopteri; Cyprinodontiformes; Cyprinodontidae. The transcript has 2 exons.
ACUGUGAGCGCCUGUAGCCAGUGCGCUCUGGGCGCGCAGACUGACAACACCUCAGACGCACAUAGGAGGAGCAAACUAAAACUUCCCUAUCAAGUUUGUGGGUGUGAUGAGGACAUGAAGGUGCGAGCGUCGAGACAUUAAACAAAACCAAAAGUUCUUCCUCUCCUGGAUUCAUGCUUUUUUUUCCACCUCCACAAUAAACAUGGAGGUAAAAUCCUGUGCGUAAAAAUGGACCCUUAGCGGACACGAUGGAUUCGUUCUUCAGCCAAAAACAAGGCGCGUUAAUGGAAAGUGUCUCUCCUUUGAAAGUAAGAAGACAAUGUUUGCCAUGAACGACUCGCUAGCAGGUAUGAACAGCACCGCGGGGCCACCGUCGCCUCGUCCGCUCACCAUCCCGACCAUCAUGUUCUUACUCGGGGUGCUGGGAAAUGUCAUCGCUAUCGUGGUUCUGCGCCUGUCGAAGAAGGAGCAGAAGGAAACGACCUUUUACACUCUGGUGUUCGGGUUGGCGGUGACAGACCUCCUGGGAACCCUGCUGGCGAGCCCCGUCACCAUCGCCACCUAUGUGAAAGGCUCCUGGCCUGGAGGAGACCAACUGUGCCAAUACGCAGGCUUUAUCCUGCUCUACUUCUUCUUGGUGCAACUGAGCAUCGUGUUCCUCAUGUCAGUGGAAAGGUUCCUGGCUAUAAAUCAUGCUUACAUUUACAACCAGUUGGUCAACCAGAGACUGGCUGCGUGGACGCUCUUUGCGGUCUACGUGACGAGCUUCUUGUUUUGCUUGCUGCCCAUCGUGGGGAUCGGACAGGUGAAGCGCCAAGACCCCGGUACCUGGUGCUUCAUCGAUUGGAGGAGCAACGACACCACCGUGAGAGCCUACAACUUGAUCUACGCGGGUUUGAACUCGCUGAUCGUUUUGGCAACGGUCUUCUGCAACGUGAUGGUUUGCGGUGCGCUUAUCCGGAUGCACAGACGCCUCAUCCGACGCACCUCUGUGGGCAUCGACCCGCGGAGGGACGCGGAGCUCAGGCGCCGGCGGAGCAUCAAGGGGUUGGCUGGAGCCGAGAUACAGAUGGUUGUGGUGCUGAUCGGAACCUCAGCCGUGGUUCUAAUCUGCUCCAUACCUUUAGUUUUGAGGAUCUUCCAAAAUCAAAUCUUCAAAAACCAGACAAUGGAGAAGUCUUGGUUGAAUGAGGACCUGAGAGCCAUCCGCAUGGCCUCUGUCAACCCAAUCCUAGACCCCUGGUUCUACAUCCUCUUGAAAAAGACAGUAGUUCUCAAAGUAGUAGAGAAGAUCAAGUGUCUGUUCUGUAAAAUGGGAGGCCGGGGACGGCGGGGGGGAGGACACUUUCUGUGUGGAGAUGGACCCCUUACCUCCUCUAUCGUCUCAAGGGAUUCGCCGUCGUUAGCGUCCCAUGAGCCGGGGGAGAGAGUCAGCACCCUACAGAGUAUCCUUUACCCGACUGAUGGGAACAUGCUGGGACUGGUCUCUUUCCAGGCCAGGUCAAAGGAAGGCUCCAGCUUAGGAGCUGAGCAGACGUCACAUUGCACACAAGAAGACUCCCAGCCUCAGACGGAGCUCCUGCAGAGGGAAUCAGAGGACAACUUGAUCCCUACUAACCUUUCAAUUGGCCCGAAGGACACAGCCCUGCAUGUGACCCUCACAGACGAGACCGCUAACAUGCAGGAAAAAUGCAUUUAGCCAUCAGCAUCCCCAGUGUAUGAUCAAGGCAUUACUCCUCAGUAGUGAUUCCCUCAAUUGAUUCCAGUCACUCUUGUUGUAAUCAUAAAGGGACUCUUCUGUUGCACUUUUAAAAACUUUUGAACCACUCGGCCGUCGGAAAUGACACUCAGUGAUUGUAAAGGAUCAAUGUCAAAAUGUGAAUGGCGUUUUAAAUUAUUUAAAGUAUGAAAAUGUGUGUUACUGUCUUCUCUGUGAGAAGGUUUAGAUAUUUCUGUGCCAUUUUACAUUUCUUAAAGAUGAAUAUACUUAAAGUGUCUUUGUUUUUUAAAACAUCUGAACAUUUGAAAACUGAUUGUAUUACUUAAGGACCCCUGACACUUCUAAAUAGUAUUUUCCACAUUUCAUAACAAAAGGCAGCUAUACUAUGUUUUUUUUUUUUUUCAAACACAGCAGAAGAUGAUUAAAAGACCAUUUAAUGUGAUUUUUAUUCUCUAAAACUGUUAAUUUACUUGUUUUAACCCAGUGUUUUCAGAUUCCAAUCAUAUUUUAGCUUAAUGUAAAGCCUCAUAUCUGAUUUGGCUCUAUGGGUUUGUUAAGAAA